GCCGCCGAGGUGCUCGCUCGGCCAAUUAGGUGGCUGCUGCCUGGCGGUGCUGUGCUUUGAGCGAUCAUCGAGGCCAACGUGACCUGCUCUGCUCUGGCAGAGGUGCAGCCAGCUCCGAGACCGACCCAACAACUCAAGACAUGGAUGGUAAUAGCAUGCAUGCCUGGGGCCUCCAGGCCGCCUUUCCAAUUGACACUCGGUUUUGUUGGCGUCCUUGCAUGGCCUGACUCUGUCUGUCGUCUGUCGCAGCGAGAUGCGAGUGCUGCAGGAGGCCAUUGGGGGGAUUACCAGUGCCUCUCUGAACGAACCAUCGAGGCAAAUCAGAUCUUGCCAUUCUUCGGUCGGUCUGUGCAACUGCAUCCAGCCAAUUGGUCUGAGAUGGGCCGUUGAACCAUUUUCUUUUCUUUCACGACUAUCACCAUGGCCAUCGCAUUGCCAAAUUCACACAACUCCCAAAACACUGGAACCGAGACAACUGAACCAAGCCAAGUGUCAACAGGAGGCCAACAGCGAUGGAGACGGGGUCGGGCAGGUCCUUGCUCCCGGCUCGGUAUCCGUUUCUCAGUUCCGUCCAACAAUGCCUCCCUAUGAAUAUUUGCCAUCACAGCUAAAGUUCGAUGUAUCUAGCUGUUACAGCACGGGUGCGAAUCAACGCACAACCCCCUCACACUCCUCCGCUCUUUGUCUACAGUCGGGGCCACUAGACCAAUUCGAAUUUUCGAAAUUUGAGUCAAGGAUUCGGCUUGACGCAGUCCACUGCCUUACAUAUAUAUGUAGGUCUUCUGGAUACGUCUCUGCUCCAUCCGACCCAAUACCGAUACCUGCUCUAGCUCCCUGGCAUCCAAAGAUUGGAUGCCACCAGUUGAGCAGUUGCAGCUUGGCGCACAAAAGCCCUGGCCGCGAUCUUGGAGAGGCGCCUCUCUAUAAGUACAUACUGUGAAGUACGCGGGCGGUGAGAAGACCCGACCAUGGCAUGCGCCUGCGCCUGCGCCUGCGCCUGCGCCUGCGCCUGCGCCUGCGCCUGCGCCCGUGCACAUCCCAUCCCAUCCACACGGACUCGCGGACUCGCGGACUCGCGGAGCUGUCACCGCUCUAGAGUCCAGAAUGCUGCUGGUAGCCACGCCGGGGUUGCGGGCGGUGGAUGCAUGCGAUGGCAUUGUGCGCGUCAACCGCCGCC
Lasiosphaeria miniovina is the source of this 1177-nucleotide messenger RNA. RefSeq lists its product as uncharacterized. The record is from RefSeq and is a predicted model, not a curated record. Lineage: Eukaryota; Fungi; Ascomycota; Sordariomycetes; Sordariales; Lasiosphaeriaceae. The coding region runs from base 254 to 940 and encodes 228 amino acids. The transcript has 2 exons.